AUGCUCUCAUGCGUUCGUUUUCGAUUUUUUAAAAACGAUCGGCGAUUCGAGAAGAACUGGAACGAUCUGCCGGUGGAAAUAAAGAUGGAGGUCAUCAAAAAAGUGGACCCGAUCACCAGGUGAGCGGCGCGUUUGCGGAACGAAAAAAAGCGAAAAAAAAACGUCGGAAUUGUCUUGCAGAGACCGUCUCCGUCGCUGCUCGUUCGCCGAUCUUCUGAUCGUGAAGGCGACGCCGUCCAUACACAUUCCGUACCUCUGCAUCUUCACCGUUCACACACUUCAUCGCUUGCCUACCACCAAAGAUCUCACCGACCGCAUUUCGAUGCGAGCCGCCGCCGCGUACAACAAAACGGACGCGCCGAUUGUGUUCGACAUUUCCGACGAGUCGAGCGCAAUGUCUCUUCCGUCGCUUUUAGGCAUGCUCACCUCGAAACGUGUCUCGAUCGGAUGUCUCGACACGACCGCACUGGAUUUGGCCCAUUUGCGAGACAUCCACAAAUGUUUUUCGAAUAACGCAACGUGCCGCAUCGACAAAUGGUGGAUUAAAGACAUCACUAUGCUUUCAAUAAAGGGUGAUGCGCUCUGUUUGGAAAGUGCCAACAUUCAAAGUGUCGAAAUGAGAGAAGUCGCCCUGAUAAAUUAUGUGCACCUAGGACCGGAGAUCAUUUUCUGCGGAGACGACCUCAACGAGCUCCGGAGAGCGAGUUUGAACAGUGUGGUCAAUUGGUGGCCUUCGCAGCAAUCGAUAGCCGUCGGAAAGAACGCGAAAAAGUUCUGGACGAGAAUUCUCGGCUUGGGCAACGGCAGAUUCGUGGACAACGAUCCGAACGUCUGGAGAUCCAGCGCAUUGGGCGAGUGGACGGCGCGACGCUCCAAGUGCGGACAAAUUGUGACACUUGUCUCUGAGAACGAGGAGGUGAGUUUUGGUUUCGAUUUGCACAAAAAUCACGUUGAAAAAGGGGUUGGAAAACGAGUGGAGUCCGUCUUGUUACAGGAAGAAGACUCAUCAAUCGGCGCGAUCCGUGAACUGAGCGACAUUUCGCUCGAGGAUUGGUGGUUUCUGCGCAUGACUUCGGUGCAGACGGAGAGACGCUUUAGAGUGGAACAGAUGAAGGACGAGAUUUUGGAGGGAGGCAACGGACGGCUCAGGAAAUUGGCGGAGAAACUGAUCACCGAUUACUAG
Molecule: messenger RNA, 1183 nt
Organism: Caenorhabditis sp. 36 PRJEB53466
Lineage: Eukaryota; Metazoa; Nematoda; Chromadorea; Rhabditida; Rhabditidae
Source: the annotation of a GenBank genome assembly